Messenger RNA from Ipomoea nil (Japanese morning glory), 749 nucleotides. RefSeq names its product 14 kDa proline-rich protein DC2.15-like. The transcript has a single exon. Lineage: Eukaryota; Viridiplantae; Streptophyta; Magnoliopsida; Solanales; Convolvulaceae. Bases 82 to 495 code for a protein of 137 amino acids. The record is from RefSeq and is a predicted model, not a curated record.
ACCAAGAAAGUAAACCACUCUUCAAUUCAUCUAUUAUAAUCCCUCUUGAGCUAGCUAGCUUGCUUACUGAGUUCUUGAGAGAUGGAUUCGAAGGGCUCUAAGGUUUUCGCUCUCUUUCUUGCAAUCAACAUUUUGUUCUUCACCGCAGUGAGUGCCUGUAGCACUUGCCCGACCCCUAACCCUAACCCUAACCCUAACCCUAAUCCAAACCCUACCCCUUCACCGUCUUCUGGUGGGAAGUGCCCUAAGGAUGCCCUAAAGUUGGGUGUUUGUGCCAACCUUCUUAAUGGCUUGCUCAACGUCACUGUCGGCACGCCUCCCAAGACUCCAUGCUGCUCACUCAUCCAGGGUCUCGCCGAUCUCGAGGCUGCCGUUUGCCUUUGCACUGCCAUCAAGGCAAACAUCCUUGGCAUUAACCUUAAUGUCCCUCUCUCCCUAAGCUUGCUGCUCAAUGUUUGCACCAAGGACACACCAAAAGGCUUUACCUGCCCUUAAGUUAAUUGAUUCUUAUAUGAAUUCAAUGUUUAUUUUGAGGUUGUUUUUGCUUAUUUAGUUUGCAUGUAAGAUUUAGUUCGAGCAUGCAUAUAUGUCUUAAUUUAAUUUGUUGUUAUUGUUGUUGUUUGAAGCUAAGUGUUCAAUGUAGUAUGUUAUGCUGGUUUUUUUAAUGAUUCCAAGAUGUUUGGUAUCUACUCUCAUUGGAGGUUUGUGUCUUGUACACAGUUAUUAGCAAGAAGAUAUCCAUAUUUUUU